AUGAGUUGCAGACAGAUCUCCUCAUCGUUCUGGAGUCGCAACAGCAGCAGCGGCAGUGGCUGCGGAGGUGGAGGAAGCAAAGGGGGCAGUGGAGGCAGCAUGCGGUCUUCGUUCAGUCGCUCCUCCAGGGCUGGUGGAGGAGGGGGCCGCUUCAGCUCUUCCAGUGGCUUUGGUGGAGGUGGCCUUUCGGCCUAUGGCAGUGGAGGUGGUGGCAGUUUUGGCUCCAGCUACGGUGGAGGAUCUGGAGGGGGCUUUAGUGCAGGGAGUUCCUGCAGUAUGUUUGGGGGAGGUUCUAAGGGCUUUGGUGGUGGCUUCGGUGGUCGUUCUGGAGGUGGCUUCAGUGGUGGUUCUGGAGGUGGCUUUGGUGGUGGUUCUGGAGGUGGUGAAGGUGGUAUUCUGAAUACCAAUGAGAAGGUCGUCAUGCAGAACCUCAAUUCCCGUCUGGCCUCCUACAUGGAUAAAGUACAGGAACUGGAGGAGGCCAACACCUCCCUGGAGAAACAGAUCCAGGAGUGGUAUUCAAAGAAGGGCUCCAGAAUCUUCCAGAAGGACUAUUCUCAUUUCUACAACACUAUCGAAGACCUGAAGGACAGGAUUGUGGAUCUCACAACAAGGAACAACAGAGCACUCCUAGACAUGGACAACACUCGCAUGACUAUGGAUGACUUCAGAGUUAAGUUUGAGAUGGAGCAGACCCUGCGGCAAGGGGUGGAGGCUGAUAUUAAUGGCCUGCAGAAGGUAUUGGAUAAUCUGAAGAUGGAGAAGUCUGACCUGGAGAUACAGAUUGAUACUCUGGAAGAUGAGCUGAAGGCCGUUAAGAAGAACCACUGGGAGGAGAUGAAGCAGCUGACGGGUCAGAAUGAUGGCGAUGUUAGUGUGGAGAUAAAUGUUGCCCCUAGCACGGAUCUCACCCAGGUCCUCAAUGAUAUGCGUGAGGAGUACGAGCAGCUCAUUUCCAAGAACCGCCAGGACAUCGAGCAACACUAUGAGUCCAAGAUGACCCAGAUAGAACAAGAAGUGACAAACAGUGGCCAGGAGAUGGAGAGCAACAUGAAGGAAGUGUCUCAGCUCCGGCACAGCAUCCAGGAGUUGGAGAUUGAGCUGCAGACUCAGCUUAGCACGAAAUCGGCCUUGGAGAAUGCUUUGGAAGACACAAAGAAUCGUUACUGUGGCCAGCUCCAGCAGAUCCAGGAACAGAUCAGUCAGGUGGAGGCCCAGCUUGCUGAGGUCCGGGCGGAAACGGAGUGUCAGAAUCAGGAAUAUGGCAUUCUGCUAGGCAUCAAGACACGGCUGGAAAAAGAGAUUGAGACUUACCACAACCUCCUUGAAGGCGGCCAGCAAGACUUCGAAUCUUCUGGAGCUGGACAAAUUGGCUUCGGACAUGGCAAAAGAGGACAAAGAGGAAGUGGGGGCAGCUAUGGGGGAGGAAGUGGGGGUAGCUAUGGAGGAGGAAGUGGGGGCAGCUAUGGGGGAGGAAGUGGAGGCAGUCAUGGAGGAGGAAGUGGGGGCAGCUAUGGAGGAGGAAGUGGGGGCAGUCAUGGAGGAGGAAGUGGGGGCAGCCAUGGUGGAAAAAGUGGAGGCAGCUAUGGGGGAGGAAGUGGGGGCAGUCAUGGAGGAGGAAGUGGGGGCAGUCAUGGAGGAGGAAGUGGGGGCAGUCAUGGAGGAGGAAGCGGGGGCAGUCAUGGAGGAGGAAGUGGGGGCGGCCAUGGUGGAAAAAGUGGAGGCAGCUAUGGGGGAGGAAGUGGGAGUAGCUAUGGAGGAGGAAGUGGAGGCAGCCAUGGAGGAGGAAGUGGGGGCAGCCAUGGUGGAAAAAGUGGAGGCAGCUAUGGAGGAGGAAGCGGGGGCAGCUAUGGAGGAGGAAGUGGGGGCAGCCAUGGUGGAAAAAGUGGAGGCAGCCAUGGAGGAGGAAGCAGUUCUGGGGGAGGCAGUGGAGGCGGCCACGGUGGAGGAGACAGAAGGCCCUCUCAAUCCCAGAGCUCCUCCAAACCUGCCGACUGUGACGAAGAUUCACCAGGCUUCCCGAUGCGAUACUAGUGCCCUGGUCAACUUUCCCCACCUAGCCCCAGCUGAGACUGCCCCAGAAGGGCAGAACCUACAUGAAGCAUACUUUCUGUAUCCUGACUUCAAGACUAGCCGGCAACAAGCCGGGAUCCCUGUCUGGAACUGGAUGGA
Chionomys nivalis (European snow vole) is the source of this 2172-nucleotide messenger RNA. It is a transcript of the gene Krt9, whose product is annotated as keratin 9. Gene Ontology annotation, molecular function: structural molecule activity. Lineage: Eukaryota; Metazoa; Chordata; Mammalia; Rodentia; Cricetidae. The transcript has 9 exons. Gene Ontology annotation, cellular component: keratin filament. The record is from RefSeq and is a predicted model, not a curated record. The coding region runs from base 1 to 2034 and encodes 677 amino acids.